Molecule: messenger RNA, 1416 nt
Organism: Stomoxys calcitrans (stable fly)
Lineage: Eukaryota; Metazoa; Arthropoda; Insecta; Diptera; Muscidae
Exons: 1
Coding region: 1-1416 (471 amino acids)
Source: RefSeq, a predicted model, not a curated record
AUGAGCCUUCCGUUCCGAACGGUUAUUAAUAAUCUAAAUUUGCUUAGUGUCACAGCAACGCUUUUACUCAUACGCCAUGUUUUAGGCACUUUGGCAAACGAUAACUUCCUCUAUGCAGUGCAUAGCGGUAAUGAGAACAUAUUCCACCACACAUUACUUGGCAUUGAUCAGGAACAUGCAAUACAAUCGCUCUUGCUGCUUAAACACCAAUCAUUUGAAGAUGACGGUGUGAUUGAGGACUUUUAUAGAUUUCCCCGGCCAAAGGUGAUAGUCACACACAAUGUGACAUUUAAGUUUUUCGAGGAAUUUAAUACAGCUAUGCUUACAGUGUUUGUGGCCCAGAAUCAACUGGAUCUUGAACUGUUGAAGAAUGCUGCAGACAUUUUGCACAUGAGACGUCAAAGUAGAAUAUGGGCAAUAGCCUUAGAUAUCGAGGACAAGGAAUUGUUUAAAAAGCAACUUCUGGAAGCUUGUCAAUACUACAAAAUGACCAAUGUCUUAUUGAGCUUCAUUCACACCAAUAGCCCAGAGGAUAUCUUCAAUUAUGCCCUUAAACCCUAUAACACCUAUCAUUGGAUUCCUAAGACAAUGAAUUGCAAUCAUUGCAGCUAUUACCCCCAACAUUGGCGUAAUUUUCAAAACACCUCUAUAAUCACCUACACCAGCCAGAAUCCUCCAAGUGCCUUUGUGUUUAUGGAUGAAAGCGAAAAUAUCAAAAUCGUAGGUUAUGUGGCAAGUUUUGUGUUGGCCUUUGCCCAAAUCUUCAAUGCCAGUUUGGAAAUGUAUCAACCUUUGGAACUACAGGAGACGCUAGCCAACAAACACCUCAACCAAAUGGCCCGGGAGGGUAAAUUGGAUCUACCCAUGGCUCUGACUGAAAAUUCGCAGCAAACCAGCAUGGGACAUGAAUCCAACUAUUAUGACAUUAUAAAGCCUUUAAUUAUAGUACCCUGUAGCGGCCGCAUGAAUAUUCGCCAAGUAUAUGGAAUUUUGCUCAAUGAAUACUUCUUUGGCUGCGUUAUUUUAUGCUCCGUCUCAUUAUCGAUCCUGCAUUCUCUCAUUGACUAUUGUUUUGAUGGCCUCUGGAAUCGUUUGAACUUUUUACUAAAUCAUAGAAUCUUUCCGGGUCUGUUGGGCUAUUCCUUUGCUACGCGCAACUCUCCUUGGCGAGGCUUGAAAAUUCUCUAUCUUUUAGUUUUCUUAGCUGGCCUCAAUAUUUCCAUACAAUUUGCAUCUAAAAUAAGCACCCUAUUGACCGACCAACCUCAUAAUCGGCAAAUUUUAACCUAUAAAGACUUGAGGAGAUCCUCGCUAAAGAUUUUGAUAGACCAAUUGUAUGGCGAGGCAGUAAAAAGAGAAUACACUCUUCUGGCAAAAUCCAUGAAAACCACUUCGUUAUUGACAUAUAUCGGAUAG